Messenger RNA from Leptopilina boulardi, 3500 nucleotides. It is a transcript of the gene fz, whose product is annotated as frizzled-7-B. Gene Ontology annotation, cellular component: plasma membrane. The transcript is spliced from 3 exons. The coding region runs from base 241 to 1989 and encodes 582 amino acids. NCBI's taxonomy places the organism in Eukaryota, Metazoa, Arthropoda, Insecta, Hymenoptera, Figitidae. The record is from RefSeq and is a predicted model, not a curated record. Gene Ontology annotation, molecular function: Wnt receptor activity; Wnt-protein binding. Gene Ontology annotation, biological process: canonical Wnt signaling pathway; non-canonical Wnt signaling pathway.
AAUCUAGUUUAUGAUCUGUUUACAGUGGUGGUAGCGUUCUAGUAAAUUUGUGUGUAUUUAUAACUUAGUUUAUAUUUAUAAAAAUUGUCCCUUUUAUUUUUAUUUAUCGUGUAUUCUUAUCAUCAUUGCCUUAAUAAUUGCGUUCACAUUAUUCGACAGAAUAAUGUCGGAUAUUCGUGUUGUUUGAUAUGUGUAAACUAAUCUUCGAUUUGGAUCGCUCGUUCCUCUUACCAAGCCAAGAUGACGAGAAAUUUGUUAUUUCAAUUCGUUUUCAUUUAUUGUCUCAUAAUUCGUGGAUUAAAUGCUGUGCAUUCGGAGGAAAUUGAAAUUGAAGAAGACACAGUAAUUCCAGUCAAACCACAUGAAAAAUGUGAACCACUUAAAAUACAAUUGUGCUUAAAUUUGCCUUAUAAUUAUACAAUUAUGCCAAACAUGUUGGGCCAUCAGGAACAAGAUGAGGCAGGUCAACGUAUUCAUGAUUUUGCACCACUCGUUAAAAUGAAGUGUAGUUCUGAUUUAAGAUUUUUCCUUUGCUCAUUAUAUGGACCUGUGUGUACAAUUCUUGGCAGAGUACUUCCUCCAUGUCGUUCAUUAUGUGACAAUGCAAGAAAAGGUUGUGAACAUCUUCUUAAGGCAUUUGGUUUUGACUGGCCGGAAUAUUUUGAAUGUUCAAGAUUUCCGGUACAUGGUGGCGAUACAAUUUGUGUUGGACCAAAUAUAACACCAUCGGAAUCAUCAGUACCUACCGAAAUACAACCAAGAAUUCCAGUUUCAGAAUUUAAAGAAUUUCAUCCCUCUUCAUUGUGGUCCAAUGGUCAAAGAACAUUUGGUUAUGGAUUUGCACCGAUGCCUGGCGGUAAAGUACAUGGUUUUGUAUGUCCAGUUCAAUUUAAAAUUCCCCAUGAUUAUGGAUAUUCAUUGAAAGUUGGCGAUAAAAUUGAAUACAAUUGUGGUGCGCCGUGUGAUAAAAUGUUUUUCACUGAGAAGGAAAGAAAAUUUGCAAGAGCUUGGAUUGGUACAUGGGCAACUCUCUGUGCUGUUUCUUGUUUUUUUACUUUUCUCACAUUUUUAAUCGAUACUAAACGAUUCAGAUAUCCAGAGAGGCCAAUUAUAUUUUUAUCAGUGUGUUAUUUAAUGGUGGCACUUGCCUAUGUGAUUGGAUGGGCAGCAGGUAAUUCAAUUUCAUGUCGAGAACCAUUUCCAUCAUAUAAUGUUAAUACAAGAGUCAAAAUGAUAUCGCCAAUAAUUCAAGGGACAAAACAAGAACUUUGUACACUUUUAUUUAUGGUGCUUUACUUUUUUGGAAUGGCUUCAAGCAUAUGGUGGGUAAUUCUCACCUUAACAUGGUUCCUAGCUGCUGGACUUAAAUGGGGACAUGAAGCAAUAGAAGCAAAUUCACAAUAUUUUCAUUUGGCUGCAUGGGGUGCACCAGCUAUUAAAACUGUCACCAUUCUCGCUAUGAGAAAAGUUGAAGGUGAUGUUCUUUCGGGUGUUUGUUAUGUUGGUCUCUGGAAUGUCGAGGCACUUCGAGGAUUUGUUCUCACUCCACUUUGUAUUUAUCUUGUGCUUGGUACUGUUUUUCUACUUGCUGGAUUUGUUUCAUUGUUUCGAAUUCGAACUGUGAUGAAACAUGAUGGAACAAAGACGGAUAAAUUGGAAAAAUUAAUGAUUCGAAUAGGAACAUUCUCUGUACUUUAUACUGUACCAGCUUUAAUUGUUAUCGCUUGUCUUUUUUAUGAGCAAGCAAAUUUUGAUAAAUGGAUGCUCACCUGGAAUAGAGAUAUGUGCAAUCAAAAUGCUUACGCAAUUCCAUGUCCAUUGGGAGAAGAAACAAGUCGUCCUGAAUUUGAGGUUUUUAUGAUUAAAUAUCUAAUGGCUAUGAUUGUUGGUAUUACAAGUAGUUUUUGGGUUUGGUCAAGUAAAACACUCACUACUUGGCGAUUGUUUUUCAAUCAUUUACGUGGACGUCGAACCACUGCCUAUGUUUAAAAGAAAAAAAAAAAAAAAAAUUCUUUUUUACAAGAAAAAAGAAUGCUCUCGUUGAGAUGAAUUUUAGCUCUUAAUUUGUAGAUUUCAUACAAAUGUUUAUCAUAUUUUUAAGACUGAUCAUUUUUGCAUAAUUUUUUCUUUUUUUUAAAUACUGGUAUAUUUUUAAAUCAAGUAUUAUUUUUUUAACUUCGAGUAUUAAAAUUUUAUCGAGAUGAAUAACUUUUUUUUUAAGUAUAACUGAAAUUAAAUUAAAUUUAGGUAAUUAGGUAAAAAAAAAUUUUUUCGAGAAUACGAGAGCGUUCAGAAAAUAUUCUAUUGGAAGUAAUUACUUAAACUGCCAAUCGUAUUUUCGACUUACAAUUAGCAAUUUCACUGCCGCUAAUUCGCCUUUGAAGUUCUAGGUAGCAUUUAAUUCACUUGUUCCUAAAACUGUUACAGCUAAAUUAAGAAAGAAGUUACAUUUUUUUUUUUUUAGAAAAAAGGGAAAGCAAAAAUUGUGCCAAUGGUUGAGUUAUUCAAUUCUCGUUUGCAUUUUAAUAUUUUAUAUAUCGCGAAGUUUACUUUUAUCGCACGAAUUUUUUUUUUUUAGAUUUUAUUGAUAAAUGACGAAAAAUACGUUUUGAUUGAUUAAAUUAGUUUUUUAUUAAUAAUUUUAUAAUUGAUAAAUCGAAUAAUUAGAACUGAAGUAGUUAUCGACACAAUGCUCAAAUUAAUAUUCUCAUUUUUAAUGUGUCGAUAAUAAUUUCUUUAAUUUUCUCUUCAUUUUGAGAAAUUAAAAUAUUUCUUUUACGCUUAAGAAUCUCGAGUAAUUAAACAAAUUUUUAUACAACUUUCUAUAAAUGACAUAGAAACACUUUAACCUAAUACUCAAUAUAAGACUUUUUGCACUUGUUGAUAGUAUCAUUUUUUAUAUAAAUAUAUAUAUAUUAUAUAGAUAUAUAAUUUCAUUUUAACUUUUUUUUUUUUUUUGACAAAACUACAUUGGCAUUAUAUGCGGCUAUGUGUAAUAUUUAUGAAUCGCAAGAGAUCAAAAGAUUGUCAAUAGAUGUAAUGAAUAAAUUUGCAGUUAAUUUUAAGAAGCCCAUAAGACUAAAAACUAAUUUUGUAAAUAAGUUUUAAUUUCUACUAUCGAUUGUGUAUCAUAAGAUAUUUUUAAAUAAUCAUGUACAUAAAUGUCGUCAUACUAGUUUGAUGAUUAAAAAAAAAGGAAACUAAAAAAUACAACUCUGUUGACUCUCAAUGAGUCUGUCCGAAAUUUUUUUUUUUUUUUUGAUUUCAUUGUCGUUUUUAGAUUAAAUAAAUUCGUCCAUUGAAACCAGUCGAGCUUUUGUGUAUGUCAGACAAGAGUUUUUAGUGCUUAAUAGAAAUAUUAUUCGAUGAAAGUAUGCAUGUUUAUGUUACAGCAUACGCGAAACUAAAAUAUUCAACGUGCCUGCACGUAAUGUUGUGUAAAACUGCAAUUAUGCAUUAUAUUCUUUAUAUAUAUUAAUAAACAAGAUAUUCACAUAAAA